CCGCCGCCGCCGCCGCCGCCGCCCCGCUGCCAUCGGCGGCUCCCGGCGCCGCCGACUCUCGCAGCUCCCUCCCGGACCCGCCGCAACGCGGGGCUGGCGGGGAGAGUCCCUCCCGCUCCCGCCGCCCCCGCCGCCCGCGCCGCUCCCCUGCCCGGUUCGCCGGCCCCGGGCGCGGGUGAGCGGCGGAGCCCACCGCCCGCCGGGUGCAUGGACAGGAGCUCCCUGCUCCAGCUCAUCCAGGAGCAGCUGGACCCCGAGCACACCGGCUUCAUCGGGGUGGAGACCUUUGCCAGCCUGGUGCACAGCCAUGAGCUGCCCCUGGACCCUGCCAAACUGGACAUGCUGGUGGCCCUGGCACAGGGCAACGACGAGGGGCAGGUCUGCUAUCAGGAGCUGGUAGACCUGAUCAGCAGCAAACGUUCGAGCAGCUUCAAGCGUGCCAUCGCCAACGGGCAGCGUGCCCUGCCCCGGGACGUGCUGCUGGAUGAGACCGGCCUGGGCAUCUACAAACGCUUCGUGCGCUACGUCGCCUACGAGAUCCUGCCCUGCGAGAUGGACAGGCGCUGGUACUUCUACCAGCACCGCUCCUGCCCGCCCCCCGUCUUCAUGGCAGCCGUCACCCUCACGCAGAUCAUCGUGUUCCUGUGCUACGGCGCCCGGCUGAACAAGUGGGUGCUGCAGACCUACCACCCCGAGUACAUGAAGAGUCCUCUCGUCUACCACCCCGGGCACCGGGCCCGCGCCUGGCGCUUCCUCACCUACAUGUUCAUGCACGUGGGGCUGGAGCAGCUGGGGUUCAACGCCCUCCUGCAGCUGAUGAUUGGGGUGCCCCUGGAGAUGGUGCAUGGCAUCCUGCGCAUCAGCUUCCUCUACCUGGCAGGCGUCCUGGCAGGCUCCCUCACCGUCUCCAUCACGGACAUGCGGGCACCCCUGGUUGGGGGCUCAGGGGGGGUCUAUGCCCUCUGCUCAGCUCAUCUCGCCAACGUCGUCAUGAACUGGGCCGGGAUGCGCUGCCCUUACAAGCUGCUGCGGAUGGUGCUGGCGCUGGUGUGCAUGAGCUCCGAGGUGGGGCGAGCCGUCUGGCUGCGCUUCUCCCCGCCGCUGCCAGCCUCGGGCCCGCAGCCCAGCUUCAUGGCACACCUGGCAGGCGCCAUCGUGGGCAUCAGCAUGGGGCUGACCAUCCUGCGCAGCUACGAGGAGAGCCUGCAGGACCAGUGCGGCUGGUGGGUGCUGCUCCUCUCCUACGGCACCUUCCUGCUCUUCGCCGUCUUCUGGAACAUCUUCGCCUACGACUUGCUGGGGGCACAGAUCCCGCCCCCCCCGUAGCCCACGCUCUGCCCUCCCCCCCACCCUGGCACCCACCCUUUGGGUUGUUUUUGUUGCGGUUCCGUCGCUCGCCGAGCCCGGUGGAGAUCGGGGAGGGAGGGAGGUGCCCCCACGCGUGUGACAUGGGGGCAGGCCACCCACCCUCGCCCUGCCUGCCCCCUCGGUGCUAGCGAGCGCGUCGGGCACCCCCCCUCUCCCCCCACCAUGGGCCGCAUCCCCUCUCCCUCUCCCCUACAGACCCUGCCCAGCCCCCACCACCACCCCCGCUGUGCCCCCUCCCCAAAGGAUGCUUCAGCUCCGCUGUGCCCCCUCGGGAAGGAGACAAGCAGGGAGGGGGAUCUGGGGGGGGGAUCCCUCUGCUUGCUUCUGUUAGCCCCCUCGCCGGGGUGGAGGGGUUGAGGGAAAGGAGGGGGGUGGGGGUGUGACUCGUUGCCCCUCACCCCAAGGACCUGCACUUUGAGCCGGACUGGUGCCAAAAGAGGAGGAUUUAUUUUUCUAUGCCAAAAUAAAUAUAAAUAAAAGAAAAAAAUAGG
Messenger RNA from Dryobates pubescens (Downy woodpecker), 1859 nucleotides. It is a transcript of the gene RHBDL1, whose product is annotated as rhomboid like 1. NCBI's taxonomy places the organism in Eukaryota, Metazoa, Chordata, Aves, Piciformes, Picidae. Gene Ontology annotation, molecular function: serine-type endopeptidase activity. Gene Ontology annotation, cellular component: membrane. The transcript has 8 exons. The record is from RefSeq and is a predicted model, not a curated record. Bases 208 to 1326 code for a protein of 372 amino acids.